Molecule: messenger RNA, 489 nt
Organism: Telopea speciosissima
Lineage: Eukaryota; Viridiplantae; Streptophyta; Magnoliopsida; Proteales; Proteaceae
Exons: 3
Coding region: 1-489 (162 amino acids)
Source: RefSeq, a predicted model, not a curated record
AUGAAGGGAAACGUCAAUGGUAGCGAGGUCCAGGACGGAGACUAUUGCGGAUACCAGCAGAACACCUUUACAACCUACGGAGACUUGAGGAGCGCCGUUCCCGUCUCCGAUAGGAAAGAUGUGGUUGUUUGCCCUAAACCUCGGCGACUUUGUGGCUUCAACCAUGUCGUUCACGACCCUAGGCCUUUGAGAUGGCAGUUAAGCAGUCAUCAAGCGGAGCUCUGCGAUUCCAAGGGAGGGUCGGAACUUCUUGAUCUUAUCCUCACAAAGGGUGUGUAUGGUGCUGAACAGUCGUCGUCCACCACUCAGUUGGCCUCGUCGCCCCCUUUUUUCAAUGGAUCACCGCCGAGCAGGGCUACCAACCCAUUAAUCCAAGAUGCCCGUCUUGUAAAAAAAACCAUCAAGCUACAUAAUCUAGGACGGCGUUCACUACUCUCUCGCGAGCAGCAAACCAGAGGAUUGCAGACGAUAUCCUCUUUGGUGGACUGA